AUGUCAAGAAUACUUGAUGAAGGAGGCGCGGCAGCAACAUCUGAGCCAACUACAACAGCUUUCUAUAAAGAAAACAAAUUCGGGAAAGAAGAAAACAUAGACAGUUAUGAUGCAGUGUUGUUUACUGUGUGUGAUACUUUUGGUAGAGCUAGAGGAAAAUUUGCUUACCGCGACAAUAUACGAAAGUUUGCUCAACAUGGAAUGGAGACGCCGCACACUAAGUGUGUGAUGGGUUUUCAUAACGAGGAACCCCGGACACUUCCUCGAUACAACAACACAAGUUCCGUGACGUACAGGAUGUAUCCCGACUUGACAACUUUGAAACCCUUGGACUGGCUGUGUCAAGAUGGCUCAAAGGUUGGUCAUGUGUUAUGUGACUUGCAUAAUUCUAAAAAUGACAGAGAUCUGAGUUCUCCCCGAACUCUCGCCCUGAGACAACUGGAAAAACUAAAGGAACUGGGUUACCAGUUCAUGUCUGCUUUUGAGACUGAGUACACAAUAUAUCAUAAAGGAACAACAACUGCUUAUGGUGGCGACUACAAUGAACUGGUGAGUAUGGUGCGACUGGACACAGACAUCACAUUUUACUAUGACCUCAUGAUGGGGUUGCUGGCUUCAGGUAUUCCCGUGGAGACACAGAUGGAGGAACUGGGUCCUGGACAGAUUGAGUACUCAAUGAAACCUCUCUAUGGAAUUGAAACGGCUGACGCCACACACCGCCUUCGCUACGUCAGCAAAUCUCUGUCUGAGAGGUCUGGACUGGAGGCGACCUUUAUGACCAAACCCCUGGAGGAUUCUUCCAAUAGUGGAUUUCACUUUAAUCAUUCCUUGUGGACAAUCGACGGCCAAAAUGCCUUUUAUGAUCCAAAAGAUGACAACAACUGUUCCACCAUAAUGCGUCACUGGAUAGCGGGUGUGAUUCAUCAUGGCAACGCUCUGGCUGCUCUAAUGUGUCCAACAGUUAACUGUUACAACCGCCUGCAUCACCUGUUUGCUCCCAGUGACAACAUAUGGAACUACAGCGACAGGAAUGCCAGGUUACGUGUGAAAUGCAGGAGUCAAAACGUCUAUAUUGAAGACAGGAUGUCCUCGUCUGCCUGCAAUCCUUACCUGUGCACUGCAGGACUUGUGGCGGCAGGUAUUGAUGGUAUCACUCGACGUCUGGAGGCUCCCCCGCCACAGAUCUUCAGACCUUUCAUAUCUGGAGAUGAGAAGUCAAAGCCGCAAAAUCCACUUCCCAGGUCACUUGAAGAGGCUCUUCAGGCACUGGAGCAUGACGAGAUCCUAACACGAGAACUGGGAGAAGAGUUUGUACAGGACUACAUUGCUCUGUGUAAGGAAUUUCAAAUUGAAAGACUGAAGGAUGUCGUGAACAAAGAUCCUAGUCUGAAGUUUGAGGCUGAAAGAGAUUUGUUUUUUCAUACACUUUAG
Messenger RNA from Candidula unifasciata, 1431 nucleotides. NCBI's taxonomy places the organism in Eukaryota, Metazoa, Mollusca, Gastropoda, Stylommatophora, Geomitridae. The record is from the annotation of a GenBank genome assembly.